AUGUUAAAAUCAAUUCUAAUCAUAUUUACAAUCUUCAUUAAAUUUAUCAAUGCACAACAAAACAUUCUGGAUGAUCGGUAUGGCAAUCGAAUUCCACAACAGCCAUCUUAUUUUAGUGCUGGAUAUGGUGUAAAUCUUCCAAGUAGUAAUAUUAAUAUGAACAAUAUUAAUAACAACAAUAUGAAUGCUAUCAGUAGCAUGGAUAAAGAUGGUCUCAUUGAAGAAUUCGGUCAGUGUGGUGGUCUUGAUUGGGAAGGUCCAAAAAUUUGUAAAACAAAUUUUAUUUGUAUGAAACGUUCAAAAUAUUAUUCUCAAUGUUUAUCAGCUGAAGCAGCUGCAAUCGCAACUCGACCAUCUCCACAAGUUAUUCCACCUGGUGGUAAAUGUCAUGGUGGAAAUAUUCGUAGUCCAUUAGCUUGUGCUACUGGUACAGCUUGUUUCAUUCAAACAGAAAAUAUUCAUGGUGAAUGUAAGACACACUGCCCACAAGGAUGGUUUUGUGCUAAGCAAACGUUAUCUGAAUGGGCACCGUGUGGCGGAGAAAGUUAUGUUGGUUUGACGAAAUGUAAAGAAGGUCUUCAUUGCUAUCCACAUUCAAGAUGGUAUCAUGAAUGUCGAUCAGAAUGUCCUGAAGGAUGGAGUUGUUAA
Molecule: messenger RNA, 648 nt
Organism: Rotaria socialis
Lineage: Eukaryota; Metazoa; Rotifera; Eurotatoria; Philodinida; Philodinidae
Source: the annotation of a GenBank genome assembly